Messenger RNA from Pogonomyrmex barbatus (red harvester ant), 645 nucleotides. RefSeq lists its product as uncharacterized. Lineage: Eukaryota; Metazoa; Arthropoda; Insecta; Hymenoptera; Formicidae. The record is from RefSeq and is a predicted model, not a curated record.
CGCGUCGCGUCGCGUCGCGUCCCGUUGCAUCGCGUCGCAUCGCCUGUCUGAGCGGUCGUCUCGUUGUGUGACACGUGCAGAAAUAUUGUCCCGCUUUCAUGCACGCUUACGAAAACGUGAUGAUUUCUCUGAUGAUGCAAAUGUCACGAUAUUCAAGAAAAAGCAGAUCAAUCUUCUCUAAGCAUUCUCUUCUCUUCCUAAACAUUCGCACUAGUACAGAGAAUCGAGAAAGCGAAAAUCGCGAGUCGCAAGCGGGUGUUGGAAAAGGUACAAAAAGAGAAACCUGGCCAGACAGUGGAGGGCGUGGGAGAUACAUUUAUAAACUCGCAUCUGUGAGCUUAGAAUCGCGUGAUUUAGUGACUACUAGGAAGGAGAUCGUCGCGUCCGCUUUAAGCGGCUCUUCAGUCGCCCUCAUCGCAAGAAAUAGCGUUUCGCCGAGUUAGAGCGUCUCAUCGAUCAUAAGUAAAAUGGAUUGCGAGAUUAUCGGACAGUCAAGUACUUUUAACCUUCUCUCUUUGAUUUAAGCUUGAGUCUAUUACAUGCGUUCUACUUUUCUCGAUGGAAAAUCAUCGUAAUUUUGCAAAGAAGAGACGAGAUAUUUACAUUAAAUAUUAUGCAAAAUAUCUCAGACUUACUGAUGAUUCU